AUGCCACUAUUUGACUUUGGAUUUCUGCUUAUAAAUACCCUAAUCAGAAAGGUAUCAAAUGGAUCUAUUGUCCUCAUCAUUUACAUGGACUGGUUCAGAAGCAGAAAAUUAUCCCCAACUGACCUUAUCCUGAGCUCCCUCGGGCUGUCAAGAGUUCUAUUGGAGAUGGUCAUUAUUUUGAAUGCAACUACUAUGUUUUCUUUUUUUAAGCAAACCUACAUCCUGAAUGAGAUGCAGUUAAUCAUCAACAUCAUGUGGAUUUUUACGAACAAUGUGAGCCUUUGGUUUGCUGCCUCACUGAGUGUUUUGUACUUUGUGAAGAUCACCAUCUUCUCUCACCCUUUUUUCCUCCAAAUGAAGCAAAUAUUCUCUGGACUGGUCCCAUGGCUGCUUUUGGGCUCGAUGGUCUUCUCUGCUGUUGUGACUAUUAUUGUUAUCACAGCCUGGGGACCUGACUUCUCCAUCUGCAAUCCCUACAAGUCCCUUUUCAGCAGCAGCAGCAAUCCAGAAAUCCUUAACUUCACUAUUGUGUCUACUGCCCCCAACUUCAUUCCAAUUGUGAUAUUUUUGUUAUCGUCUGUCUUCCUAAUAAGCUCUCUUUGGAAGCACAUAAGACAAGUACAACACAAUGGAACUGGCAUCAAGGAUCUCAGCACACAAGUUCACCUGACUGCCAUCAAAGCUCUGGUUUCCUUCGCUAUACUGUACCUCUCCAGUUUUGUUGCGGUCACUUUGAGGUCCACAUUGGCCAGGAGAAAGUAUGAGCAGAAUUGGAUAUCUAUACUUUUAGGAAUUGUGGGUGUCCUAUAUCCCUCUGGACAUGCCAUUAUCCUGAUAAUAAUUAGUCCCAAGCUGAAACUGACAUGGAUGCAGACGCUACGUCACUUAAAAUGCCAUCCGAGUGAAGCAUCAUCUUAA
Molecule: messenger RNA, 918 nt
Organism: Heteronotia binoei (common prickly gecko)
Lineage: Eukaryota; Metazoa; Chordata; Lepidosauria; Squamata; Gekkonidae
Product: taste receptor type 2 member 7-like
Exons: 1
Coding region: 1-918 (305 amino acids)
Biological process (GO): detection of chemical stimulus involved in sensory perception of bitter taste; sensory perception of taste; G protein-coupled receptor signaling pathway
Cellular component (GO): membrane
Molecular function (GO): bitter taste receptor activity; G protein-coupled receptor activity
Source: RefSeq, a predicted model, not a curated record